Molecule: messenger RNA, 294 nt
Organism: Brugia pahangi
Lineage: Eukaryota; Metazoa; Nematoda; Chromadorea; Rhabditida; Onchocercidae
Source: the annotation of a GenBank genome assembly
AUGUUGCUGGGAUUGAUGAAGCAGAAGAAGACAUGCUCAUAUCUCAUUGAAAUGAGUAGCAAGAGUUCGGAGACGGGAUCGAUGCUAUCCUCUUACCUUUUGUGCAAAGAAAUGGAAAAGCGUUUCAAUGAGUUGAGGAAGUACGUCUGGCGUCGUAUUGACCCAGCACGUCGUCUUGGGGUCCUGCGUGGUCGUGCGCGUGGUUUUAGACGCCGUACUGGCUAUGCGGUCAUGGUUACGAUGCACCAAGUGCUGGUUUCCCACAGACAAUUCGUCAUCAAUCCAGCCGUUUAG